Microtus ochrogaster (prairie vole) is the source of this 1342-nucleotide messenger RNA. RefSeq names its product F-box protein 33 (gene Fbxo33). Gene Ontology annotation, molecular function: protein binding. NCBI's taxonomy places the organism in Eukaryota, Metazoa, Chordata, Mammalia, Rodentia, Cricetidae. The coding region runs from base 26 to 853 and encodes 275 amino acids. The record is from RefSeq and is a predicted model, not a curated record. The transcript is spliced from 4 exons. Gene Ontology annotation, biological process: positive regulation of protein ubiquitination.
GGCGAGCGGCCGGCGUCGGGGCCGGAUGGCUCUGUGCGGGCAGGCGGCCGGCGCUGCGUCGCUGCCCAGCGAACUCAUCGUGCACAUCUUCUCUUUCCUGCCGCCGCCCGACCGGCUGCGGGCCUCGGCCUCCUGCUCGCACUGGCGCGAGUGCCUCUUCUACCCUGCGCUGUGGCCCCAGCUCCGCCUCUGCCUCCGCGUCUCUCCCGCGGAGCAGCCGCGCCUGGAGUUCCUCAUGCGCAAGUGCGGCUGGUUCGUGCGGGAGCUGCGCGUUGAGUUCGCCGCGGAGAAUUACCUGAGCGGAGGUGGCGGGCCGGGCGACGGCGGUGGUGGCGGCGGCACCGAUGCGGGCACCGGAGGGGAGGAAGGAGAGGCCCUGCAGCUCUCCUCUCGCUGGCUGGAAGUGCUGCGCAUCUACUUGGAGCUGGUGUUGUGCGUGCUGCUCAGCAUCCGAAACAACAGCUCUCAAUUUGAUUAUCUGGUUCUGACCCACUACCGUUCACAAGCAACUUUUAAAGAGAAGAAAAGUUUUAAAUUGCCAGGUGUCAGAGACCUUCUGUUAUGGGUUACCUGGGAGGACAGUUACACCGUGUGGGCACACAACCUCAUUGCCAUUGCUCGUCUUCGUGGCUCUGAUCUAAAAGUGCUUCAAGUCACCGAAGAAAGCAUUGAUUUUGACCAAGGUGAACUAGCCGACCAGGAUGUGGAUCCAGUACAUAACCUUAUUGAGCAGGUAUCCCUGGGCCUUGGUCAACCUUGGCACGCAGUCUUGGACAUUGAAUCACUCAGUGUCUUCACUGAACCAAAUCGUCAUUUUUACAGAGAGAUGCAAAGCUUCAGCGAAGAUAUUUAGCUUUUUUAAAAUGUAUAAUUCCCAUGGCUACAUAUGCAAGUAGGGUCCCAUUAUGUUUUUUUUUUUCCAGUAGUAUAAACUAAUCCUUUUGUGCUGUGUUUAAUCAGUAUUAGCUUUAUAGAAUUAUAUAUGUAUAUUCUACUUCUUGAUCAAAGAACGUAGUCAGGUAUUGGUUUUAGAAGUUCAAAGUGACACUGUAUAAGGCUUUCACGGUUAAUGAGAUUGUUACCAAACCUUAAGGACAUACAGCCAAUGAUUAUCUGAGGUUGCUGGCUAACUUUGUUUUUCACUGAGUUACUCUGCCUUUUUGACAUUUUUAUUCUUUGUUUGUCAGAAUCCAGAGCUCAGGAGCCAAAUAUUUUUAUACGAAUAUAUAUAUAUAUAUGAAUAUCCAUAGCCUGGUGGAUUUGUAUGCAAUGCACUGCAUCUAUGUAUUCUGAUAGCAUCUCAUUCAUUUUGGUUUGAAAUAGAAGGGAAAAAUAGUAUCCC